Leguminivora glycinivorella is the source of this 1188-nucleotide messenger RNA. RefSeq lists its product as uncharacterized. NCBI's taxonomy places the organism in Eukaryota, Metazoa, Arthropoda, Insecta, Lepidoptera, Tortricidae. The record is from RefSeq and is a predicted model, not a curated record. Bases 127 to 1116 code for a protein of 329 amino acids. The transcript has 8 exons.
GUUGGCGUAAAUCUAAAAUACUAAGUUCACACUGAUGUGACAUUUUGUAGUAUUUUGAUUUUUAAAAUGGGUUGUUAAAAGCCUAGCAGUAUAUAACAGCAAUUGAAUUUAUCUUACAUACCCCUAAUGAUUGAUCAAAACGAGUCAUCAUGGCGCAAAAGUGGCGAGUGGAAAUCGCGAUACUCCCAACUGUACUCCUGCCGCCUCUCACUCCCGAAAGAGGAAGAGCCCCGUUACAUCUCGUUCAUGGAGAACGACAGCACGCCCUACAACGACCUGCUGAUGAAGCUCCGCAGCAGCCGCCUGAGUGAAACCCCCUCAAUCGAGCCUGAGCAGUCCUCGGUCAGCUCCAGCAUCGGCAUCAGAACCAUUCUGUCGCGGCAGAGCGACAUGUUCCCUAGCUGCACUCAUACUAUAACGAGUAGUCUGGGGCGACACGACACGCUGCUGCUGGACAUGGUGCGCGAGCGCAACCGCGAGCUGCAGGAGGCGCAGGACCAGCCGCUCGACCUGCCCGCCGACGACGCCUCCGAAGACUUGUCCAUCGAGCCCUGUAUGCACGGGAUGAGCCACCGCAUCACGGAUCGCAGCGUGUCGCGUUCACGGUUCUCUCGCAUCUCGACGAAACGUGAUAUGGACAUACCCUCAAUACUGGCCUUUAACAUCGCUGACACCCCACCGACAAACUUACCACUGGGAAUACCAGCGUUCCAACAAAAAGAAUCGUCGACAAAAUGUAACGAGCUUCCUAGAUGGUCCAUACGCCGCUCUGUGUGCCCAGUCUGCUCGCAAAAAUGGAGGGACCGAAGCUUUAUAAACAAGAUUAAAAACUCGGGCCUGAAACGAAACGCUUUACAAGACAUUCCUUCUGUAAUUGCACCCGCACGCUUAAGAUCGGCAGCGAGGGACAACAGCCUCCGGCCAGUCCCCAUAGUGGAAGAGAGCCCCGUGUCCCCCGGCCUGCGCAGCCGCAGCGCCAGCUGGCAGUUGAUCCGCGCGCGGCGCAUACGCAUGCCUAAGCCCCAACUGCCGUCGUCGGAGGCGCCGCCGUGCGGCACGGCACCAAACGAACAGAAAGACUUGAAUAUGCGUGUCAACAACUUUUUAUCAACCUAGAUGUAUUUAAUUGCCACAAAUUAAAAUUAUAACAAUUAACAUUAAAUUAAGUAGCUGAUAAAUCGAUAAAGU